GACAACAUGAAGGUUGUUCUGGUGUCAUCGCUAGUAAUUUUACUAGGGUUGACUUGUAACGGCAUUCGAUUGCAACACGACCUGACCAAGAAAGAUGUAGGCCUAUAUUCUGACGAAAUCAAUAAAAUGAUUCUUGAUUAUUUGAAGAUGAAAGAAGACAACAAAAUUUUUGAAAGAGACGUGUCCGAUGGUGGUUCAGACAUAGACGAAAAUGGAUCGGCAGCAUGUGAUAGUGAUCCAUGUCAACAUAAUGGACUUUGUACCGUUGAUGAGCCGUCCAAUGGAUAUACCUGCAACUGCACACACACUGGCUAUACCGGUAACACGUGCGAAUUUGUUCUUCUUUCGUGCUUAGUGAACCCAUGUUUAAAUGGUGGAACCUGCACAGACAGUCUAUGCCAAUGUCCAGAUGGAUUUUAUGGAACCUUGUGUGAAAAAA
Molecule: messenger RNA, 439 nt
Organism: Anneissia japonica
Lineage: Eukaryota; Metazoa; Echinodermata; Crinoidea; Comatulida; Comatulidae
Product: fibropellin-1-like
Exons: 5
Biological process (GO): heterophilic cell-cell adhesion; establishment or maintenance of epithelial cell apical/basal polarity
Cellular component (GO): plasma membrane; protein-containing complex
Source: RefSeq, a predicted model, not a curated record